Trichomycterus rosablanca is the source of this 3910-nucleotide messenger RNA. It is a transcript of the gene gas7b, whose product is annotated as growth arrest-specific 7b. Gene Ontology annotation, biological process: neuron projection morphogenesis; actin filament polymerization. Bases 98 to 1516 code for a protein of 472 amino acids. The transcript is spliced from 15 exons. Gene Ontology annotation, cellular component: actin filament; plasma membrane; cytoplasm. The record is from RefSeq and is a predicted model, not a curated record. NCBI's taxonomy places the organism in Eukaryota, Metazoa, Chordata, Actinopteri, Siluriformes, Trichomycteridae. Gene Ontology annotation, molecular function: actin filament binding.
UCAUGGCAUCAGCGGUAGUUCGCGGAGUCUGAGUGCGGAGGAAGCCUAAGUGGAAUACCGUAUAAUCAAGUGGAAGUAUUUGCACCAGCAGAUAAACAUGUCGGGCUCGCUGUGCAGGAGUUUAUACGCGUUCAGCGGGGAGCAGCAUGAGCGCGGACUGUGCUUCCAGCCCGGGGAGCUGAUCCGCGUCACCCGCGCUAUGCCCGGAGGCUGGUGGGAAGGAGAGAAGGACGGACUGACCGGCUGGUUUCCUUCCAGUUAUGUUCAAAUAGUCGAGAAAUCUGCCUCCAUGAGUGUACUGCCUGGUGAAGAGGCUUGCCAAAGCCCGUUACCCAAAGACUGGAAGUGCUACAUGUCACCACAGGGGCGGAAAUACUACGUCAACUCUGUAAGCAAUGAGACUACGUGGGAAAGGCCAUCCAGUGUACCUGGAAGUCCCAGCACAUUUGUUCAACACAAGUCUUUGCCAGCGGUAAAUGGAUUUCAUGGCAGCAGCAGCACAUUGCAUCACACGGAGCAGUCGCAUGGACCACCGCCGAAGCCUAGCGCAGAUCAACUGAGUCUCGUGUCCACUUCAUCCAGAAAGAAAGAGCACAAGAAAUUAGUCACAAUCAAUUGUGUGACGUUCCCCCUUUCAGCGCUCACAGCCGAACAGCAGCUGCUCAAACCAGACGAGUGGAGCUACUGUGAUUAUUUUUGGGCAGACAGAAAGGACCAGCAGGGGAACGGUAGCAUCACAGGCUUUGAGGUCCUACUACAGAAGCAGCUAAAGGGGAAACAGAUGCAGAAAGAAAUGGCUGAUUUUAUAAGUGAAAGAAUCAAGAUUGAAGAGGAUUAUGCCAAGAACCUGCUGAGGCUCUCUCAGGUUCCUCUAGCUGCUCAGGAGGAUGGGACAUUGGGAGAGGCCUGGGUUCAGUUAAAGAAAAGCCUGGCAGAUGAGGCAGAUGUUCAUCUAAAGUUCUCUUCAAAGCUUCAGAGUGAGGUGGAAAAACCCAUCGUUACAUAUCGAGAGAACUUUAAGAAGGACAUAAAGAAGUUUGACCACAAGAUUUCAGAUCUCAGGAAGCAACUGGCCAGUCGAUAUGCCGCCGUGGAAAAGGCACGUAAAGCACUUGCAGAGCGGCAGAAGGACCUGGAGGUCAAAACUCAACAGCUGGAGACCAAACUGAACACUAAGACCGAGGAGGACAUAAAAAAGGCCCGCAGGAAAUCCACACAAGCAGGUGAUGAUCUGGUGCGAUGUGUUGACCUGUGUAAUCAGUCUCAGUCAAAAUGGUUUGAAGAAAUGGUCACUACAAGUCUGGAGCUGGAGAGACUGGAGAUGGAGCGCAUCGAGAUGAUCAGAAAACACCUUUGCCAGUACACGACGCUGCGGCACGAGACAGACAUGUUCAAUCAAAGUACCAUAGAGCCUGUCGACAAACUGCUUCAGAUUGUGGAUCCGACCAAAGACAUAGAGCUGUGGGUCGAGGAGAACAAGACUGGAGAACUGAGACCAGUGAACAUGGAUAUCUGAUACAGAUUCUGGCAUGGACAAGAGGUGGACAUGCAAGGAACAUGAAGUCGUAUCAUAUAACCCCGAUUGCGGUACGCUUCACCUCUAUCGAUACAACCCUCCACUGCUGACUGAGGGACGCACGCCCCCUCCGACACGCAUGCAGUACCGACUGCUUCUUUUCAUCUGCGCGAGGCGAGUUCAUAUGCGGAUCAGCCUCGAGCAGGUGCCCAUCAGUCAGCCAGCAGAGGUCGUAAUUGCACCAGUUAUGAGGAACCGUGAACAACAGCAAAUCGUUGGCCAGCCGGAUGACAGAGCUGGGAUUCUAUACGAUGCAUUCUAAAUCCCAGCUCUGGUGUGAUUAAUGUACGUAUUUAAUUAUAAAAAAUUAUACAUUGGGCUCACGGGUGGCUCUGUGGUAAAUUACAUUUUCCCUCUGCUGCUGGGAAGGGGUGGGGGAGAAUUAGCAUCCUGUCCGAGGUGUGUUACUGCAUCACGCCCUGACCAGGAUGAAGCAGCGGUUAAAAUGAAACAUGAAAGUAUAUAUUUUUUUAAAUAGCUAAGGAAUCAAAUAGAACAUACAAAUAUACAUAUAUUAUUCAGCAUAAUUAAAGUUUUGGUACGAAUAAGUGAAUUUAAUAAUGCGAUGUGUUUGUGCAUUGCUGCAUUAUGUGGCUGAAAGUUAAAUAUUAAGUAACGAAUAUAACUAAAAAAUAACACAACGUACUUCAUAACAAAUGCAGGCACUGUUGUUUACAAUUUAAGACCAAAGGCUGAAUCUCAAAAAUCUUCUACACUUGAUAGGGAUGCUAGAUAGGGUGCGGGGGCCGUUAUUUAAGUGUAUGUUUAAAUAAGUCCUAGUAAAGUGCGACAUCUAGUGUCCAAACAGUGCAGUUGCAUUAUAAAAUACCUGCCAUAGAUAAUGCACUCAAUAAUAGUGAAAAUUCACGAUCAAAUAUUUUAAUAGUAACACAAUGUGUCACAAUGAAUUUGUACAACCCUAAUAAUUAUGUAUAGAAUUUUACUCAGGACAUAAUAUACUACUUAUUAUAUACACUGAGCCUAACAGUCAGGGGUCACCACAUCUGUAUGAACUCACUUGAUCUCACUGGAGGUCUAAGGCCAGUUGUUGGAGCAAACGUAUUUGCAAAAUACAUAUUUGUAGUAUGUUUUUAUUCAUAUUUCUUUCCAGGGUGUUUGUAAUUUUAGCUAUAAAUAUACGAUUCAUAACUUUAACUGAACUACUUUAUAUUUCUACAAAUAAAAAGUACUGGAUGAUCUGAUUACACAUUAAUAAUACAAAACUUCUCAUCAUCAGACCUUUAAUUAAAACAGUAUGAUGAUUAAAGUUUUAUGAUUACUUUGUAUUUAAUGUAUUACAAAGUUUCUGCCUAGUUUAGGUUAUACAUAGGUUGAAGAAAUGCUUUUAAACAUGUUAAGACCUUAAGCAAACCAGUUUGUGUCAUUUUAUAUACACACCAUAUGGCCCAAAAUAUUUGGACACCUGACCAUGAACCUGUUAGACAUCGCAUUUCAAAAAUAAAUGCUAUUAAAGUAUGUCAUCUUUUCAGCUAUAAUAACAGCAACUGUUCUGAAGAGGCUUCUCACAAGGCUGAAGUACGUCCAUGGGAAUUUGUGCCCAUUCAGUCAAAAGAGCAUUAGUAUGGCUGGGCACUGAUGUUGCCCUAAUGGAUGUUCCCGAUCAUUCAAAAGGUCAGGGGUUAUAGACCAUUUGGUUUUGAAAUUAGAUGUCCAGCAACGUCAUGGUCAGGUGUCCAAAUACUUUUGGUCGUGUAGUUUAUCUGUCAUCUUUUAUAAUCUCAGGGUAAGGUAAUUCAUAACAGUAAAGUAUUUUAAACUGACUGGGGAUAAACGGCCUGUAUCAGUCCUUACAUUAAGAUUCAGAACGUUUUGGACACACAAAUGUAACUGUGUGCUGAGCUUCCGCUGCUUACAUCAGUCUUAAUAUGUCAAAUUACAAAGACUCAACACCUUUCUUCGUUUGUUGAUUUUCUGAUCUGGUUUCCAUCUUUCUAGUAAAUGACUAUUAUUUUUAAAUAAUUCCAUUGACUUCUGUUAAAUGAAAAAGACAUGAAUGCAUUGUGUAGAAAGUAAAAGGGUACAGAUAGUAAUCUAUGUGUAUAGUUUUAUACCAAACGUCUUAAUUUUCUUAACGACCUUUAUUCUGUUUGUUUCCUAACUUGCACUGUAAUUUUUGUGUACUGUACAUUCCUGCUUAUGUAUAAAAUGUAACAUUUACUACAAAAUCAACUGUAUUUAAUACUGUAAAUAUAAUAUAAUAUAAUACCUGAUAUAUGUUUUAAACGAUGCUUUACAUUUAAUUUUACUUUACAAUGUAUUAAAUGUAAUAUUAAAAAUACACUUUACUAUCUGCAAUAAAUUCUGUUAAUAAGA